This is a messenger RNA of Auanema sp. JU1783, 999 nucleotides long. NCBI's taxonomy places the organism in Eukaryota, Metazoa, Nematoda, Chromadorea, Rhabditida, Rhabditidae. The record is from the annotation of a GenBank genome assembly.
AUGAGUAACCCCACAUGUGAUCUCUACCCUUGUGGUUAUACAGUCCAAAGAUGGAUUGGCCAUUGUUUUAACGGACUCGGAGAUGUUUUCCUUGCCAGAUGUAAUGAUUCUUCUCGUAUUACCAUCAAAAGAAUUUUAAUUGAUUGUCUAAUCGACCCCUCGCAUGUCAUGGAGGAGGUGAAAAUGCUCAAAUCUCUGCGGCACCAGCAUAUCCUGGAAUUCCAUGCCUCGUUUGUAUAUAGAAAUGAUCUUCUGAUCGCUAGUCCCACAUGUAGUUAUGGAUCUGCUCUGGAUAUCAUAUUAAGCGCUUACCCUUCCGGAAUUCCGGAGAAAGCUAUUGCGAUACUCUUAUCUCAACUAUUGAAAGCUGUUUCAUACUUACACAAUCAAGAUAUUGUACAUAGAUCUAUACGUGCCUCGCAUCUUCUAAUUGAGUCUACUGGUAACGUACGACUAACUGGGUUCCGCUGCUCAUCUCAUCUUCCUAAAAAUACAAGGAGGAAACUAACAGAAUUUGAUAAGAGCUUAGAGGGAUCUCUGCUUUGGUUGGCCCCUGAAGUAUUAGCACAGGAUUUGAACGGAUAUGGGGUCAAAUCAGAUAUAUACAGCAUAGGAAUAACUUUGUGUGAGCUUGCCAAUGGUUUUCCACCUUUCUCUGAUAUGGAGCCUUUGCAGAUGCUCUAUGAAAAAGGAAGAGGAACAGUUCCGAAGUUAUUGGAUUCUAAAACGUUGCCCGAUCUCGAUAAAUCGACACAAGGAACUCGAGAAUUCUCAGAAGCCUUCCAUGAUAUCACCGAGCAAAGUUUAAAAGCCAAUCAGUAUAGUCGUCCAAACGCUGCCUUUUUGCUGCAACACCCAUUCGUGCGUAAGUCAAAGAAAAGCAUCUUGGAUUAUAUUCCGUCAGCCAAAACAUUGGAUGAAGUAGAGAAAUAUACUGAGAAAACACCGACAGACGAUACAUGUUUGGAAGCGCCUGAAUGGUCAUAUGGAAAUAAUUAG